CUCCACAGAGAGAGAGAGAGAGAGAGAGAGAGAGAGAGAGAUCAGGCGGUGGCCAUGGCGGAGGAGGUGGCCCAGCCCCAGCUGGGCAAGGAGGGGCUAGCGUGCAUCCUCAUGCAAGUCAUGUGCGCCGCGAAGAAGCUCAGGGCGCAGCGCGACCGCCUCCUGCACCUCCGGCGCCGGCUGCAGCAGCGCGACGGCGACGGCGACGCGGCCGUGCCCGAGGAGGUCGCCUCCGGCCUCCACAAGGUCUGCUUCGAGGGCCUCGCUGCCUGCAACGGCUACAUCACGUCCGGCCUCCUGAUCACGGACGAGCACGGCGCGCGCGACUCCUUCAGCAUCUCCGCCUUCGCCGUCAUCCCCGAGGACCAGCUCUACGGCGUGCUGCACAGCCAGUGGCUCCCGCCGCGGCCCGCCACCCAGGCCGACGCCUUCGCGCGCAUGGAGUCCGCCCUCUACGCCGUCAGCCUCGCCCAGGAGCACCACGUCCCGCGCUGCAUCGAGCUCCUCGUCGGCGUCCGGCCCCCGCUCGUCAAGGCCAAGCCUUUGGGCAGCGUCGCCGGCUACGCGGACGACCCGGUCCAGGGCGUCAACGAGCACCUCGCCAAGAACGGCUUCCCCGAUCCCGAACCGCCCACCGCCGCCGCCGCCGCUCAGGCGAACUGCAGCGUGGACCCGGACCAGGCGCUCACCUACCUCCACCGCGCGUGCUCCCUCGCCGGCCUCGCUCUCAAGCACAUCGACGUCGCCGUCGCCGCCAUCUCCGGCUGGCUCGACCCCGAGGAGGUCGCCGAGACAUCCGAAUGGGUCGCCGACAUGUCUGAGGAUGAUUCGGAUUGACCAGCUCACCUGAUCGAGGCUCUCAAAGCGGUGGAACGGUUGUGGGAUCUCUUUGCAUUGUUGAUCCAAGCCGAACUCACAUCAGUCGUUUAAUUUGUCUAUGCCCUCUAGUUCAUCCAAGCUGCAACCUUUUCUGAUUUCAGUUCUGUUCAGCCAGUCAGAUUAAUGUGCUGCUAGUACUGCUCAAGUUUAAUUUCUGGACGGCCGUGGUUAUCUUAGUGGUUUAAAAAUGUAGUAGUGGACUACUGUAAUGUCAUAUCUGCAUCUUAAUUUUCUGAGGACGAUCAAGUUUAAUUGCAGCAGAAUUGGGAAAUUUUGAACAGGCUAUGUUUUCCAA
Lolium perenne is the source of this 1174-nucleotide messenger RNA. RefSeq lists its product as uncharacterized. The record is from RefSeq and is a predicted model, not a curated record. NCBI's taxonomy places the organism in Eukaryota, Viridiplantae, Streptophyta, Magnoliopsida, Poales, Poaceae.